Messenger RNA from Sorghum bicolor (sorghum), 720 nucleotides. RefSeq names its product probable NAD(P)H dehydrogenase subunit CRR3, chloroplastic. Gene Ontology annotation, cellular component: chloroplast thylakoid membrane; NAD(P)H dehydrogenase complex (plastoquinone). NCBI's taxonomy places the organism in Eukaryota, Viridiplantae, Streptophyta, Magnoliopsida, Poales, Poaceae. Bases 64 to 567 code for a protein of 167 amino acids. The record is from RefSeq and is a predicted model, not a curated record. Gene Ontology annotation, biological process: photosynthetic electron transport in photosystem I. The transcript is spliced from 2 exons.
AGUUCACAGACAGUCCACACGAUCGCCGAUCCCACGCUGCGUGUUUGCCUCCAGAAACUCCCAAUGGCCUGCCGCCUCGCCCUCGCCGGCGCCACCGCCACCGCCGCCGCUUCCCGCGCCCCCCGUCGCGCCGUGAUCACCGCCGCCUCCGCUUCUUCCGCCGGAGAACCCGCGCGCCGCAUCAUCCGCCGCCGCGCGCCGCCGGGUCGGCAGGGCUCUGCGACCGCGCCCCCCACCCAGCCGUCCGUCGAGGAGGUGCGCCGCGCCCUCGGCGUCUCCGACGAUGCUGCGUCGGCCGCCGCAUCCAUGGAGGCGAAGAACUCCGCGUUCAUGGACCUCAUCGCUACCACGCCCAUCGGGAAGCCGGAGAGCGAGCCCGAGCGCCGCCUCCGCGAGGCCGCCGAGUGGGUAGUCGACAACACUGAGACGCGCGCUUGCGAAGGACAGAAGUCUUUCUUAGUGCUAUGCAUGAUGACAUUUCCUGCGUGGUUCUUGCUCAUGUUUAUUGCCCUUGGAGUCGUAAAGUUACCAUUUGAUAUUCCGGUUCUGGAUAAUCUCCUAAUGUAAGGUGUUAUUGUUAUUUUUUCCUUUUCUUUUCCAAUUAUACGAACUUCAGACACUGAAUAUGAAAAUAAAUAGUAUGUCACUACUGAAGUUACUUACUCCGUUUGUUCCAAAUUAUAGUUUAUGUGAUGGGCAUAAUAACUUGCUUCUUGAAUA